Molecule: messenger RNA, 2517 nt
Organism: Eimeria mitis
Lineage: Eukaryota; Apicomplexa; Conoidasida; Eucoccidiorida; Eimeriidae
Exons: 10
Coding region: 1-2517 (838 amino acids)
Source: RefSeq, a predicted model, not a curated record
AUGUUAGGCUGCUUUGUGUCAGAUAGUGACUUUCGAACCGAGCGCCGUUCCGGUGCAAAACCCGUACCAGCCCUUACAAUCGCUGCUGCAGCUGUCUUUGCCUUCCCCCUCCAGUGGGGCGAACACAAAGAUUCAUCUGCCGAAGACAAGAACACCAACGACUCGGGUACAGCUGAAACUCGCGAUGGCUGCGCUGCCUUUCAUCACAAGACGACUGACUAUGGGCAUGAGGACAUGAAUUGCUUAAGGAAGGCAGCUUAUCCCGGGCGGACAACCCUCCACGCAGCCAUGCUGAUAGGUAGGGGACUUGGAGUGCUGCAGCAGUACUUCAUUCGCGUAGCGGAACAGCUUGAAUGUGCAAACCGCAGCGUCUUCGGAGGCUAUUUGCAGGCGAAAGAUGCAGCUCACCGUCUCUGGUUUGCUUUGCAGCACCAUCUCAAAAUUGUGGGUUCUGCUGUAAACCAAGCAGGGGAAUUGGUUAGACUGUCAAACGAAAAAGCCUGCGGCAGUUGCGGAUCAGAAACCAUGCAGGCUGUAAUGCAGGCUGUGCAGGGAAGCCCGUCACCUGGGAAGCAGGCAGUCCGUGAAAAAGAUACGGAUGGGGAAUGUAAUAUCUUUUCUGGUAGACGGAGCUGGACGGCUCACGGUGCUGCGUUCUACCGAAAAGCUUUGGUGGGGAGCUUAGCCGCAGAGUGCUCGUCUGGGCUCCAGUUUCACCCAGGGCAACCGACGCUAUUUGACGCCCAUGCAGCUUACAAUGAAAAUGAAGCCCACAAGAGUUGCGGGUGGUUGAUGGCAACGUACAACGCACUUGCGUCAUUCUUCCGAACUUUGGGUUCUGCCCUGCUGAGGCUAAUAUAUGUUCUGCCUUUAGGGAUCACUGCUGCCAUUGCGGGAUUCUGGCUGCUUGGGUUGCCGUACAUUUCAGCUUGUUUGCGGACGGUGGGUUUGGGGGGCAAUUGGGAAGCUAUUGCGCAACGUGAAUUGGAAGAAGUCAUCUUUACGGCAGUCACGGCGGCGGCUUCAGCUGCAGGGCCAACCUACGUCAAAUUUUUGCAGUGGAUUGCUACACGGCCUGACUUAUUUCAUGAAUCCCUCUGCGCGCGCUGUGCAAGACUGCAGACAUCAGUUCGUCCAUUCUCUUACCCCCGAGCUGCUCUCCUCCUCCGCGAACAGUUUGGAGAUGAUGUGGGGCGCCACUUACUGCUCGACCCGACGCCAAUCGGAUGCGGCUGCAUUGCCCAGGUUUAUCGUGCAUACCUUCUGUUGUCUAACGAAGCAAGUGAAGAAUCAAAACGGACUUUCCUCGACCACGCAUUUGUUCUAGGCGGCAGCUUGUCGAAGUCUGCAGCUGCAGAAAUUGGCAGAGGGGACAAGCUGCCCCCAGUAGCCGUCGCAGUGAAGAUCAUGAGGCCUGGAGUGCGAGAGGCGAUGGAAUUCGACCUCCGGAUGAUGCUGCUUGUCGCCUCGGUACUUCAGUAUCUGCCUGCAUUUGGAUUUGUUGCAUUGAAAAAAAGCGUUGAAGAGUUUGCAGUGGCAAUGCGUCGGCAGCUGGAUUUUGGAUUGGAAGAAAAACAUCUGAAGCUCUUCCGCUCAAAUUUUGGGCUUUCAACAGUUCCUAUCCCUGGCGACCUGCUACCGCUGCGUAAUAAGUGCAGGCGGGCUAGCGGGCCCAGGCAGUGCGAAACUCCGACGGUGGAGCCGAAGGCAGCAAACUAUCACACCAAUAUAGUCAAUUCGUUGUCGCGGAAGAUACUUGGAAUGCGCCGUCAGGUUACGUUUCCCUACCCUUUCGAGGCUCUAAGCAGCAGCGAAGUUAUUGUCAUGACUCUUGAGUCCGGUUUCACUCUCAACCAACUAUUUAAAACCAGAGCCGAAUUACAGGAGCUAGAAGAGGCUUCGCGCGACCAGGAGAAGCCUCAGGGAGAUCGAGGCCUAGCAGCGACUAGGCGGGAGCAGGUUGACACUCCAGUGGCGUCUCCCAUCCUCGCCGCGCAGAAGAUGAUAGAGUUUUCUCUGCAAGAAUAUAGCAUUGCGCGAUGGGGUAGUCUGUAUUUUAAGGCGGGUCUUGAGAAGUGUGUUGUGCCAAUGCAGCUCAUAUUUCCCGUCUUGCCUGCAACCCUGCCACCUCGGCUGCUCACAGAAGCUCCACGCCUUGACGGCCCGUUAGAACUGGUUGUACUGGACUGUGGUCUUGCUGGCUCACUAGAUCAAGCUGACCGAGUGAAUUUUGUCACACUCCUUGAAGCCAUAACAAGGAAACGCGGACGGGAGGCAGCCUUAGCGAUGCUUCAGAGAGCUAAGAGAAGCUCCUGCCAGGAUAGAGAAGGCUUUUGCUCCGAGGUUGAGCAACUGAUUGAUGAGCAUCACUUUGAGAUUGUGGUGGCAAUGUCUGUUCUAGAAGGUGUGGGGGCCCAACUGUGCCCUGAUGCGGAUGUAUUGAAGACUGCGCUGCCAUAUAGUCUGAUUGCUGCAAAGCUCAUCAACCCUGACAGCAACAGUGAAGCCUCACACUAG